Bacillus rossius redtenbacheri is the source of this 9025-nucleotide messenger RNA. RefSeq names its product piggyBac transposable element-derived protein 4-like. Bases 7532 to 8731 code for a protein of 399 amino acids. The record is from RefSeq and is a predicted model, not a curated record. Lineage: Eukaryota; Metazoa; Arthropoda; Insecta; Phasmatodea; Bacillidae. The transcript is spliced from 2 exons.
GUGACGAACAGUCUCUGGUGUGACUAUUAUUAUUUAAACUUAAUUUAUGUAAAUUUGUUAGAGAGUAUCUGCCAAUUAGAUUAAUCAUUAAUAAUUAAUGUACGAAUUUAGAGCCACUCUCAGUUUCUUGUUAUUAAAAUAAUUUCCGAAUAACAGAACUUUCGAAACUUUGGCGUGAGAGAACACUGAGACCUUCCCUCGCGCCAAGGGCAAACGCCAGUACUGAGCGACUCGCGGACCGGGGUGGACGUGCGUUCCACAGGGAGUCAUCACCCUUUGUCUCCUCUGAACAUUCUUGCUGGUAACUAUAGUCAUUUAAACCAAAUCUUUUUUCGUUGCAUAACCUCCCUGUGCAUCCUCGAUCCUUUUUACGGUGUAGGGCCUAAACCAGCCGCUUAACUAUAAACUCCCGCACUAUACAUUAUGCGGGGCAGUUCACCAUACAGCACGGGCUGACUCCCGCUACCAGUGACAUUUUGUUAAACGUCGAGUGCACAGGCACCGAGCACAACUACACAUAGAACUUGCAUCUAAUUUAACUGCGGGCAGUGGUCCACACAGGUGGACCCGGGUACCGCCACAUUAGCAAUUUUCGGGAUUGGCCAUCUCCAAUCAACCUUUCCCCUAACCUCGACUGGCGUGAAGGUUUAAAUUAGUGACAGUGCGUCAGAGCACUCGGUGUUAAUUCAAUGUAAUUUCGUAGGGUAAUAGAAUGAGCCUCACGCAUAUUUCCAGGCUUCGAUACCAGUUAAUCUUUGUCUGAUGAGAGCUUCUGGCAAGCUUUUAGUGUCAUGGUGUACUAACUCUUUAAUAAACGUGUCUUCGAUUUAGCUAAUUUUGACGGUGUAAUAUAUGUAGUGGCAAUCUAACCUAGUAAUAACUUUGUCAAACUUUAAGGAGCUGCUGUGACUCUAGUAUGAAUGUACAUCGUGUAAGUGUAAACAGUAAUUGUAACUGUUCGAACCGAUUAAACGUCCACUCUGCACACUCCGUGCGCGACGUGUCACUGACAGUACAAAAUCCGAAUUUGUGUGUGUUAUUGUGUUGAGUCUCCCUAACCCAGCCAGGAAUCAGUGUGUUAUGCUGCACAGGGCCUGUGACGUGUUAAUAGCCAGGGAUCCCUCCAACCGCAACCAUCGCCGACGGUCCUAGAGGGCCAUGCAGGGGCAACGCACCCACAGAACCCAACUUUGGUUAGACACAGAGCUAGCCUGGCGCCCUCCCGGACACAUUUUCAUUAAGAGCCAGUUUUCCCGCUAGGACUCAAGCCCGGUCUCGAACACGAGAACCCGGACGACGGCACAUUUACACAUACAUUCAUCUCAGUAGUAUACAAUUACAUCAGUAGUAUACGAUCAAAUAUAUAAUAGGCUACAAUGACUCAAUCUGCAUUUUGCUCCAUUUGCAUUUGGCUCCAUCUGCAUUUGACUCUAGUAAACUUUCCUAUCAAUAUGAUACAAUCGGCAGGAUAUGGUAGAAUACGAUCCCAUCAGAAGAGCAUGAUCGACAGGAUACAAUAGGAUAAGAUUCCAUCAGUAGUAUACAAUCUACAGAAUAAGGUAGGUUAUGAUAGAAUCCAGCUGCAUCUAACUACAAUGGUGCUAUCUGCAUUUGGCUACAACAGUUUUUGACUGCAAUGACAUUUAGCAACGAGGCUAAGUCAAUGAGGCUACAAGGCUACGAGGCUACAAAGCUACUAGUUUACGAGGCUACAUGUUUACAAUGCUACAAAUGCUACAACAGCAGCAGAAGGAGUUAAUUUAUCUUUAUCUCAUGCAAAAAAAAAAAGUAGUUCCGCUUCUUACCAACAGUUGUCGCCACUUGCCGUGUUGUACAGUCAGGAAGUCUUUCAUGUGGGGUGUAGGAUGCUCACUCACGAUCACAAGAAAACGAAGGCUUCGAUAGAACUCAAUGAGAAGUGAAAUCGUCUUGAAUUAUAAUGUUUAUCUGUGGUUUCAAGGCAUAGUAAUCGACUGAGUAACAAAUCUUUUAUUUUAUUGUUGCACAUGCAGUCACACUUUCAUGUGGGAUGCAGGAUGCUCACUCACAAUCGCAAGAGAAAAAAAUCUUCACUAGGCAUCAAGGGGAAGAGAAAUCGCCUUGCAUGAUAGUGUUUCUGAUAUGUUUUAAGACUAAGUAAUAAACUGAGUAAUGAAAUUUUUGUUUGAAUAACAAAUAAUAAUAAUAUAUUUUAAAUACUGAUUCGGUAACAGGAAAGCGGCCAUCAAACAAAAACUCUGAAUACAAUUGCAUAUCUCAAGAUCAGUGAAUCACAAAAAAAUAAUUACAUUAAAAAUAAUUUCAAAACAAUUUCUGUCAGUAGAUAGAAAAAGGUGCUAUAUCGUCGGUCUAAUUAGCAAACCUCGUAACUCCACUUUUUGUCAAAAAUUGGUUUUUGGUACUACUAUAUACUCAGUUAUGUGUUAUAUUACAAUUCCAAAGAUCAUAACAAUAAACAAUCCCUAUGGGCUACAAUCCUAUUUUCAGAAAACCUCUUAUCUCCAGCUGUCGAUUUCCUGCAUAUUAGCAUACCUCGUAACUCCAUUUUGUUAGUUAACAAACACAGUGUUAUUGUUGGACUGUCUAUUAAUUGUUUUUAAAAUAAUAUUCUAGUUGUUUCGAUAUUGUUUGUACGUAUGGACAGGUACAUUUUAUUAUUAUCUCACACUUUACCUAUUGUCCAUCGGUUAUUUAUGCAUACAAAACACUUAUUGCAAUAAAUUAUAAUUUUCAAACUUUUGUAAUACAGGCCAUAAUAUCAAAUGUUUUGGAGGUAAUGUCUAAACUAUUUUAUACGAUUUAGCUAUCCAUUCUUCAUUUCAGAAUGUCAAGAGCCAAGAAUGAUUUCGGCAUGGAUCUCAUGAGUACCCCUUGUAGAACAUCAUACAUUCUUUACGAUAUUGGCACUUUCAUUGUUUUCUUUUACUGUUUUCGAUUUGAAAGCCAAAGAUGGCUUCUGUUAUCUGUGGAACGAGACUGAGAGGGGCCUUGGUUCAAAUGAGUUUGCUACAAUAAUUUGCAACUUCAUCUUGUCGCAACUACCUUUGAGGAACGAUGCCGGCAAAUUGAUACUGUAUAGUGAUGGUUGCUGCUAUCAGAACAGAAAUGUGACUCUCGCCAAUGCACUCUUACAGAUAUCGGUGACAAAGUGUGUAACGAUAGAGCAAAAUUUUCUGGAGGUCGGACACACACAAAUGGAGGCAGACUCCAUGCACUCGAAGAUAGAAAAUAAGCUGAAAAACAAGAAGAUUAAUGUUCCAGCUGACUACAUUGCAACUUGCAGGGAAGCACAUAGAAAUCUACGUCCAUAUGAAGUUCAUUAUUUGACUCACAGUUUUUAUAAAAAAUUUGAUCAUGCUCAUCCAUGUGUUACCGACAUCAGAGCCUUGAAGUACACUCCAGAUGGGGUUAUUUCCUACAAGUUGGGUUUCACAGAAGAGUGGAAGAACUUGCCUAUUCGCAAAAAGAACAUUACUGCUAAGCCAUUUGAUAGUUUGCCAGCACUGUACACUGAGAGGCUGAACAUAAAGAAAACUAAAUACGACCAUUUGCAGUCCCUGAAAACAACUCUGGAGUCAGACUAUCACUUAUUUUAUGAUAGCCUUCCUUUUCAAAACUGAAGCAUUUAUUUUCUGAGGGGUAUUUUUUUUUUUUUUUCCAAUUUGUUGGAGUAAUAUGUAUUGCCUCAUUUAUCAGUAUUUAAAAGCUAGUUUUAUCUUGAUGUUCUUUCAAACGAAUUCAUAGUCAAUGUUGAUUUUAUGUACUAUACAAUAUUGCUGUUGUGUAUUGUAUACUGUCCUUACUGUUCAAUAUCGGAAAUAACCCUUGUAUUGUUAGAGAUACUUUUUUAUAAUACACGAAUAAAUUUGGUGCUAUAACUAUUCAUCUCAAAAUUGUUCUAAUAUCAAUAUUAAGUUUACGCCAAUAAGAAGAUUUAUAUCUUAUCAAACCUCGUAUCUCCAUAUUUAGUUUGAAUUUAUGAUUGUAAAACCUCGUAACUCCAUUAAAAAAAAGGUUUAAUAAUUAAAAACUGACACAGAGUUUAUUGACAAACGUCAGGGGGUGUUUUAACUUUUAUGUGAUGAAUUAAACACAUAUUAAGUACAAACAAAAAAGUUAUUCAGUUUUUUGCUUCUCUUGUAAAAUUUGUCUUUAGGGAGUUACGAGGUUUGCUAAUUAGACCGACGAUAUGCCUAAUUUUAUUCUUAAGGGACUACGAUUAUGAGGUGGUAUCUUGUGGUGGCAUGUCAGUCGUAAGUAAUCGGCCAUUUUUGGGUGAUUUCACUGCUCGCGUUUUAUGAUUAGGAUCUCGAUGAUUAUUUUAGACGAAUCUACAUCCGCCAUAUUGGAAUUAACAAUUUUUGAAAAUCUGUAAUCAUUUAGCUAGAAAUUCGAGAAAAAUUUUUAAUUCUCUUAUUAAAAUUAAUAUUGAUUCUAUUGAUUUGUGUCCUUGCUUAAUACAAAAAAAUAUGUAAAAUAAAACUUACUAAAAAUAUUCUUGAAAAAACUUAACAGAGGCAUACAUUCCUCAUCUAACAGCCUCCAAUCGAUUCGCUCGAUUCCUGUCCUUGAAUCGAUACUUGGUUAAUGCAAAAUGUUUAUUUUAGAAAAAAUGUAUUCAAUGAAAUUACCCACCUUACCCAAUGCAGAAAAAAUAAAAGUGAAUUUAAUCGAUACUUCUAAAAAAUUUACAUUUUCAAGCAUUAAAAAACAAAAUUACAAAUAAAAGAUUUAUUAUGUAACUUCUCCAAAAAAACUAGAUUUCUGCAAUUUUAUUAGAAGGCGAUGCAAGACCUUUACAUGCCUUGGCACGUGUUUUACAGGACAAUUCGAUGCAAUAGCUGAUUAAACCUUUAUAGCUUUGUGGUUGCCUCAAACAACCACAUAACACUGCUUUGGUAAUACCCAGGGUCUCCAGAUUGAGUUUUCAAAAUUUCCCCAAAAUGAUAGAGAUUUCCCCAAAAAUCUUUAAUCUACCUUAUCUACCUAUUCCUUUAAAAUAUUAUUUAUUAUCAGUGUUGGCCGCUUAAAGGUGUGGUAUUAUAUGUUCAGAGCUGUAAAACUAUUGUACGUAUCAAGAAUCAAAGUAUAUAAUUUAAUUUUUUUAUAUAUAAAUAAAAAAAAUUUGUCUAACCAGAAAAAUAAAAAAAAAUAAUAAAACCUGCUGCACGGGCGUCACUUGAUUUUUUAUGAUUUUGUUUUUUUCGUUCUAUUGAUUUACCGAUCACGAUGGUUUUUUUUUAUUGUAUACAAGAGAGCUAAUUUGUGGUUUAAUGACUGACUAAAGUAAAAUUACAGCAGCAUAAUUUUAUUUAUUAAUUUUUGAUAAUAUUGAGUACCUAUAUACCAACACAAAAUAUACAUUUUCUCUGUCAUAAAUAUUACAGUAGAUUGACCUAUUAUAGUAAAAAGAUUGUGUUACAUAGUACAAUUAACGAAUGAAAUUAAGUGAAAUCUACUAUACAUAACUAUUUUACUAAUGUAAACACUAUAUAUCAUUUAUACUGGAAUAAAACAAUAAUGUCAGUACAACCAUACUUAUGCCAAAAGAAACAUGACACCGGCAUCGUUAUGAUUAUUAUAUACAUCCUCUGACUUAAACUUGGCAAGCCUUUUAGUGCUUAGCUCAAAUUUUUUACAGCCUUCGUUUCUCAAACUGUACCGCACUUUAAUUAUGUGAUCUGCUGUGCUUGUAUGCAUUCUAUUUCUCAAUUUGUUUUUCACCAUAUUCAUUGAAUGCUCUCUCCACACUAUCAUUCGAGAACACCAAUACCUAUCAACUUAUUCAAAUCAAGGCCAUCUGUAUCUAGCUGCUUUUUAAAUGCAUUCAAUAAAGUGAGUGUUUAAAAAACUAAACAUGUUUUGUUUGAAUAAAGGAUUAGAGAUGGCAUUAGAAGUAAUACUAGGCAGGCAGAUUAAAUACUUCCCCAUUUUUCCCCGUUACCGAAAUAUUUUUCCCCAAAAAUUUCCCCAAGGAUCUAGUUUCCCCAAAAUUUCCCCCCAAAAAAUAAUUUUCCCCAAUAUGGGAAAAAAAAACCCAAUCUGGAGACACUGGUAAUACCUUCAUUUUAUGAGAUGAAAUUCCACAGAGGUUUUGUGGGUACCUCAGAUGACCACACCUAGAAUCAGUAUUUUUUUCUUGUUAAGGGCCAUAGAGUGUAUACUCAAGCAGAAAGUGUUUUGUGUUUUCCAUUCUGGUAAAAAAAUUCUAGCUAUCACAGUACUAGCACUGAUGGAAAUACAAAAAUUUCACUUUGUGGUUAGCUGGGAAGACCACAAGUCCCUACUCGCACCACUGUUUUUUGCUUUGUGUAACAAGCUGCUAGUUUUAACUAAAGAUUUUCAAGAACAGAAAAUACAUACAUUGUGGAAAAAUUGGUUAGUACACUUAUUAAAUGUUUGUAAUUUUAAGGAUAUAGUCAAUUAUGCAAAACAUGUUCUUUAAAAAUCAUAAAAAUUCAUUUUAUUGGGCCUUGCAGGCUAACCCCCAGGCUCUUAACAGUCUUUUUGUUUUUUGUAUGGCUUAUUAACAUACCUUUGGCAUAGCUUUGUGUUAAUAAUAUAUUCACAGCAUAUCUAAAAAUAACUUUUAAUGUAUUUUACAACAUAUUUUUUUUUAGCAAAGAUGUUAUUGUGAGAAAUACUGGCGAGAUCAAUUCUCGCAGAAAUACUUUUAUUAUUUAAAUACAUUAUAAUUAGUACUAAAGAUAUUCUAAAAUGGUUUGUCAUCUGUUGCAGUUAGAAAUGUUAUUAUAUUUAUAUAAUUUAGGUGUUAAUUUCCUGUGACAUUAAUUAUUCAAGGGAAAUGGCAUCGUUUACGAUACCAGUGUCAGAGCUGGAAGGCCUGACAGUAGAAGAAAUAUACCAAAGAUUUGAUCUUCUAACUGAAGAUCAGGCUCUUAACUCAGAAGAUGGUGGGGACAGCGAUGAUGGCGAUGCUGGCGAUGCUAUUCCUGUUGGAGCAGCUUUUAGUCCAGCCCCAGCAGCAAAGCACCCAAAAAGAGAAAAUUUGCCGUCAACAGUUACGAGCCCAGGAACACCAACAGGAACCCCAAACAUCGACGAUGAACUUGAUGGUUCGCCUGACAAUGUACAUGACACACCAGACAUUGUCCCGCGUAUCAUUGCAGAGGAAGGUGGUACAGAAGAUGUCACGGGUGAAGGGCAAGAGGAUGAAGAAACUAGUUCCUUUGAACCAAUUUGGAUCAAAGGUUCAGAUGCACAAUGUAAAAACAUUAAGUAAAAAUUUGAAAAAAGUAAUUUUAAAGCAUAUUUUGGGGCAAAAGUUGACUUCAGCACGAGCAUUGUGUCCCAAAUUUUUUUCUUAUUCUUUAAUUUACAAAUUGCACAAUUGAUUGUGGAACAAACAACUCUGUAUGCUUCACAGAAAGGGCAAGUUUUAAACAUAUCGAUGGCUGAAUUGAAUGCAUUUAUAGGUAUUCUCAUAAUAAUGGGUUUCAACAAACUGCCAUCACUGUGUUUGUAUUAGUCGUCAAAUCCAAAUUUUACAAAUGACAGAAUUUCAAAAAUAAUGACUUUGAAAAGAUUCCUGUUUAUUUUAAGAAUGCUUCAUCUCAAUGAUAAUACCAAAAUGCCUGAACGCUCCAGUCUGAAUUUUGACAAACUUUUUAAAGUACGGCCAAUCUUAAAUCAUUUUAAUGCAGUUUUCAGACAGGUUUUUAGCCCAAGUAGAUUUUUAUCUAUAGAUGAGAGCAUGAUUGCAUGUAAAGGAAGGUCGUCAUUCAAGCAAUAUCUGCCUCUCAAACCAAUUAAACGAGGUUUUAAAAUUUGGGGAAUUUUCUGCUCAGUUACUGGAUAUAUGAUAGGGUAUGACUUUUAUGCAGGCAAAACAGCAACUAGAGAGGGACCUUUGGGCGAGAGUGUAGUUCUAGGAUUGGUGCGAGGAUAUGAGAAUUUAGGAUAUUGUAUUUUCUUUGAUCGUUUCUUUUCUAGUUUCAGUCUCGUGAAGAAACUUUUAUUGAAGGGAUGUUUCAAUUGUUCCACAAUUCUGCAAACAAAAAAGUUUUUCCCCAAAGACUUAUUUAAAAAUGACAAAAACCUAACUUUGGGAGAAUAUGAUUAUGUAAGCACCAGAGAUAUGGGAUUAGUAAAAUGGAAAGAUAGGGGAACAAAGUCAGUUUGUAUAGUAAGUUCAAUGGACGAUCCAUCUGAAACCUGUUCUAUUUCGAGGAAAAACAUACAUGGUCAGAAAUAUCAAUUACUUUGUCCUGUGGCUGUGGCAUUGUAUAAUAAGUAUAUGGGAGGUGUUGAUUUAUUUGAUCAGUUAACAUCAUAUUACAAUAUUCAGUGGAAAUCAAGAUGUUGGUGGGUUAAAGUUUUUUAUUACUUGAUUGAUGCUGCUGUUGUCAAUUCAUACAUACUCUAUAAAUUAGAGAUGAAUAAACUACAAAAAAAAACAGUAACACAUUUGAUGUUUCGGAGUCAGCUUGCAGAUCAGUUAAUAGGAGAAUUUUGCAGCAGAGUUACAAAAAAGAAAAAUGUUGUCAUCACAAAAAAAAAGUUUAAUUUAAGUCCAAUCGUAACAGUUCCUAAUACAGAAGGACAUUUGCCAAUUAAAGGUACAUCAAGAUGUGCCAAUUGUAGCACUAGGAAUAAACCUGUUCAAAGUAAUUUGGUUUGUAAAAUGUGUGAUGUUGCAUUGUGCAAAGUCCCAUGUUUCCAACAGUUCCACGAAAACAUGGGCAAAGCCACAGCUUCAAAAUUGAAUUAAAUUCCUUUAUUUUGUUUUGUUAAAUUUAAAAAAAAUUACAUUUAAUAUAAACUAUUAGUUUUAACUGAGUUGUAUUUUUUAAUGUGUCUUUGUAUUUUCAAUGCCGUACCUACUUGAUGUAAGUACUUAAAUACCAUGCAAUUUUAAGAUUUAUCAUACAAUGAUAUUUUUUAAGGUUUAUUGAUAAGUUUCAAAUAUAGUUAUUUUUAAUAAUCUAUAUGCACAAAUAUUUUGUAAAAUCAUUAUAUUGAUUUUUUAGUGUUUUUUUUUUCUCUUUAUAUAUAGCUUAUAUAU